GACCUGCCAAACUCCCAUCCGCUGAGCCUGCGCCUGAGACUGUCGACUGAGAAUUAAAAAUCAAGAGCUGCUCUUUGCCUUUGGUGAGAUAGAGGACGCAUGUUGUAGGAGAUACUACGAUCGAUGAACAGGCACUCAACUCAAGCCUACAGCAUCGUGGACUUAAAGUAAAACCACCAUGAAGUUGUCAAUACUCUGUGCCAGUUUGUUGUACCUCAUAUCGACCAUCCCUUUGAGUCUUUGUGCGACAAGAUAUCAACCUAACUGGGAUUCCAUCGACUCGAGACCAAUACCAGCAUGGUACGAUGAGGCAAAGUUUGGGAUCUUCAUGCAUUGGGGGGUGUACUCUGUUCCAAGCUUCUUCAGCGAAUGGUUUUGGUACCGAUGGAAGGGGGACAAACCAUAUUCCCUGGUGAUAGACUUCAUGAAGAAGAAUUACCGACCCGGUUUCACCUACGCAGAUUUUGCCAGAGACUUCACGACCGAGUUCUUUGAUCCUGCUCAGUGGGCAGAUAUCAUCAAGGCUUCUGGGGCAAAGUAUUGUGUUCUGACGAGCAAGCAUCACGAGGGAUUUACUAACUGGCCUUCAAAUUCUUCCUGGAACUGGAACUCUAUGGAUGUAGGACCAAAACGAGAUCUUGUUGGGGAACUUGCAGCCGGUAUUCGCAACAAUACGAACGUCCACUUUGGCCUGUAUUACUCCCUCUUUGAGUGGUUCAAUCCCCUGUUUCUCAAAGACAAAGCCAAUGGCUUCACUACUACAGAAUACAGAGAUAGAGUUCAAAGCCCAGACCUCUAUGACCUAGUGAAUCGGUACAAGCCAGAGGUCAUAUGGACAGACGGGUCCGGAACAGCUAACAGUGAUUACUGGAAGAGCACGGAAUUCCUUGCUUGGCUAUACAAUGACAGUCCAGUGAAGGACACCGUAGUGGUUAAUGAUCGUUGGGGUGAUGAUUGUCCGUGCAAGCAUGGAGGCUACUACACUUGCCAUGAUCGUUAUGAUCCAGGUGUACUUCAGAAACACAAAUUUGAAGAUGCCAUGAGUGUGACCAAAGGAGGGUGGGGUUACGCACGAGAGAAGCCCCUCCGGAGCUACCUGACUGCACCAGAGCUUCUAGUACACUUGAUACGAGUCGUCAGUUGCGGAGGAAACCUACUGCUCAACAUUGGUCCGACCCAUGAUGGUCGGAUCAUGCCAAUCUUUGAGGAGCGGCUUCGUCAGAUUGGAUCGUGGCUGAAGGUCAAUGGUGAGGGCAUCUACUCAUCAAGGCCAUGGAGAAAACAAAAUGAUACUGUUACUCCUAAUGUUUGGUACACCACAAGUCCCAAGAAUAAAGCAGUGUAUGCUUUCCUUCUGGAGUGGCCGGUGAAUAAUCUUGUCUACCUGAGGGAUCCAGUCGUGACCUCUACCACCACUGUUUCCAUGUUGGGUCACGAUGCGCCCCUGAAAUGGACGGUAGGAAACCAUGGGAGGGGGAUGAAUGUUACCCUUCCGCUCCUCAAUCCAGCCACGAUGCCCUGUGACUGGGCGUGGACAUUGAAAUUAGUGGGAGUGGAGUGAGUUUGUACCCCUUACAUUGGACAGAGGGUACUGGUAGGAGAGAGAGAUGAAUGUUAGUCCUCACUCCUUUCAUGAUGCAUCGAGACUAGGAUUGGACAUUGAAAGAAGGAGGAGAGUGGUCUUGUACCCCUUAAAGCUAAAUGAACGUAGUUGCAGUAAAACACUGAUUUCGUGAGAAAGUCUGUAAAACAAAGGUAAAGUAUUGAUAUAUCAUCGUGGAUCUAGAUCUGGUACAGUUACAUAAACUGAACUUUGUGAAAUCAUAAUAUCUAGCUAAAAACGAUCACAGUGAAGAUCGCCAACACAGAUAGCCACACGUGGGACAGUGUAUUAUUGCUGGAAUAAAGACCAGACGGAAGUGACCGAAUCCGCACUUAUUUUGCUUAUUUCUCAGCAAUUACACAAUUUUUUCCAGAAUCCUUUGGCACAUAUUUUUUAUUCAUACAAACAGACACUUUGGUGAUCAUUAUAUUAAAUUCUGUAAAAAGUCAUUUUGAGAUCGUUCCCACAACUGGAAUUUAUCUUUAAAUUGGACAGUAGGAACUGGUAGGAGGGGGAUGAAUGUUCCCCUCCUGCUCCUCACUCCUGCCAUGAUGCCCAAUGGCUGGGGGUGGUCAUUGAAAUCAGGAGUCGAGUGAUGUUUGGACUCUUAUGUCUCCAUUCUUCAUACUCUGCCUCGUAGAGAACUGCCUUCAUUUCGUCAACUAAUGCUCUAACCCUUUCACUCUUUUUCACAGUUCCUUGCACUAAUCAUGAUGCUAACAAAUAAUGAUUAUACUAGCUAUUAUUUGACAUUAAUAUCUGUUUUAAUAGGUGACACAACAUUUGCUCCGGUCUUAAUAUCUCAGGGGGCAUAGGGUUAGUUAGGAUUGUAAUAGUUUUUCGUUCGGAAUAAUGUAAAGAUAAUGAUUAGGGUUUAUUUAGUUAUGGAGGUUGGGUUUUAUGUUUGGCCCAACAUGCAGAUCUUCCAUCGGAGCAAAUGUCAUGGAACCGUUUUAAUAAGGUUGUACAUGUGGGAAACUAUUCCAGUGUAUUUUGUUCCGUUAUCAGUGUUAUAAAAUUGUAAUUGUCAGUAUAAUAAAAAAAUGAAUUGAUCAGUAUUAUAAAAAGAUUGUCAGUAUGAUAAAAAAGUACUUCUAAUUUAAAUCAGCCGAGUCAUUUAUUUUUGACAAAAAGUUAAUUAUUCCUACUACAUAAAGAAAACUAUUCUAAGGUAUUUUUAUUUUAUUUUCAGUAUUUAAAAAAAUAUGAUGGAAAUCAGCUGAAAGGAUAAGUUAAUUUUCGCAUCUGCAUACCGUGUAAUACUUUCUUUCUCAAGUAAUGUAAAAUAAGAUGAAUAAACUGCCAUUUUUAUAAAGGAGCAUUGUGGCCCAGUGGAAUAGUCUCCAGACUUUGAAAUGACAGGUCAUGGGUAUAAAACCCAGCCAUGAUGUUAUUUCCUUCAGCAAGAAAUUGAUCCAUGUUGUGCUGCACUCAACCCAGGUGAGGUAGAUGGGUAUCUGCCAGGAAUUAAUGCCUUGAAAAUCUAUAAAAGGCUUGCCGGGUUAAAGCCAGUGUAAUAAUAUCCAAGAAAGCACAUAGAGAAGUUAGGAGUAAUGUGAUAUGUAUACGCUAUGCAAGAAAAUGAAUAUUACUACAUGCAUUGUCAUUAUUAUGAAACAGUCCAGUUCUUUUGCAACAACUUUUUUUUAUGGAUUGAGAAGUAUGUUACCUACAUUGGGAGCUGCUCUCAUAUGUAGUUCUCUAAAUUUUGUUGUCAUUUUCAUACAUUACUUGCCUAGUACAUGUACUUACUUUACUUUAAUGCCUUGAUGCUAUGUAUAUGUGUGCCUGUUCUUAGAUAGCAGUACAUCAUCCAAGACAGAAAUUCAAAUAGAUUGAAAGUAUGACUUUGGGGAGAACAAAAAAUAUGCAAUAUAUUUUUAAAGAUAUAAGUAAGCUAGCAAUUUCAUUGCAAAGAGGCUGAAAAAUUAAGAGAAAUCAUGAAUUGUCAAAAUCUUCUGCCAGUGUUCAAGUAAGAAGUGAUACAUACAAGAUAUACAUGAAGUCGUAUAUUACAAUUAUUAUAACUUUGAAUUUGGUUUUGGUGUAUAUUUAUAUGUAGUUCAAUACCCCUCCCCCUCUCAUCUUGUCAUUUUGCUCACAUAUGUUCCUUAGUAAAAAAUACAUUUUUUGAAGGGGGAGGGGGUCGAUAAUUUAAUAAUGACCAAUAGUUCAACAAACCUGUAUCAGGUCUUGGAUUAAUCUUGGAUUUGCUUUGCAAAAGCAUCUCUAAAAAAAGAGAAGUUUUAAAAGGUUUGUUUUCUCUAAAAAGUAAUAUUAUCUUCUUGCCAGUCAACUUGCUGCACCACAAGAUUACAGAAUGAUUAUUUUGUUCUUCAUAACGAUUUGUACAAUGCCUAUUUAGCUUGUUGUACGCGAGCAAAUGGGAGGUUGAAUGUCAAACAUUCGUACCGUUGCACACAUACCGUUCAAUAUGUACCGUUUCACGGUCGGGAACAAGGUGACGUCACAAUAAAAAUUAGGAUUCAAUGCACUGCGCUUUGUAAGCUAUGCAGGUGCAAUACACGCGUGGGCUUCCUAGCUAAAUGGGCAUUGCUGCUGCAUAUCCGAUGCAUGUUUGUGGGAUUUUGCUUUUUGUGCUUUCAAUAAUUUUCUCUCAUUUUCAUAAGGAAUGAUCUAUUCUUAUUUUUGCUAACUUCAAAGGCGUCGUACAACACAAAUAGCGAAUAUUCUUAAUCCUGCAAUGGUGCGACAUUUUGCAUUCAGUGGAAGAAAGAAACACUGUAUUCAACUUGGCUAUGCCUUGUUGAAUAAAGCAUCUUUAUUUCACCUUAUCCUAAAUCUCGCACCAUCACACUCAUGCCUAUUCGCUAUUCGUUUAUUGUUUGAAUAUGAAUCUCCAUUUCAGAAUGGACCAGAGUCAGAACAAGUCAUGAUCAUUAAUCUUUCUCACUAAUGCAAAAGAAAAUAUGUAUAUUUAAGAUUACGUAUGAAGUAGUUGUAUAGGUCAAAUAAUGAGCCAAGUUGAAUCAAAUUUUUAGACCAUAAAGCUGUUAUUAAGUUUCAAGCAAUUUGAUGAACGACUUGCGAUCCUUUCUUGGGAACUAAAUCAGCAUCUAUGCAAGUAUGUUGUAAAUCUUUUACCACAAGAAAGGAUCACCAGUUGUCGUUUGUAAAGUUGCUCGUAACUUACAAACGGGCAACAGCUUCAUGAAACACACACCUGGGCCCCAUCUUACAAAGAAUUACAGUUGAUCCGAUCAAUCUCAACUAUAUGGAAAUCCAUCAACGUCAUAAUUUUUUCUACAGGAAAUUCGCACAAUGUCCUUUGUUUACAAAGGAGAACACACCAAAUUGUCAAAAAAUCAAAGAAUUUAUGGAUAUACAUUCAUAUCUAGAAAAAAAUUUGAACUAAACAUAUCUAGACAUUUUUUUGAACAAACAUGCAUUUUAUAUGUUGACUUUGCUGGCUUUCCAUAGUUGCGAUUGAUCGGAUCAAUAGCAUCUCUUUGUAAGAUGGGCCCCAUCAAAGAGUUACAGUUGAUCCGAUCAAUCUCAACUAUAUGGAAAUCCAUCAAAGUCAUAAUUUUUUCUACAGGAAAUUUGCACAAUGUCCUUGUACACAAAGAGAAGCACACUGAAUUUUUCAAGAAAGCAAUGAAUGUAUGAAUAUGCAGCAUAUUAAGAAAAUAUUUUGAACAAACAUACAGUUUAGAUGUUGACAUGUCUGGCUUUCCAUAUUUGUGCUUGAUCAGAUCAACCGCAACUCUUUGAAAGACGAGGCCAUUGCAGAAAGAGUUGUCCUAAAUACACACACAUGAUUAGCUCAGAUUCCUCAGAACCAAGUUGUGUUUGAUUUCUUGACUUUGGUUCGAUUGCAACCCUUUCUGCAACAGGCCUUAUAACAUGCAAAGCUUUCAUUAUUCCAAAGAAAUAUUUCACUUAAAUUGAUUCAACUGUAUGUCCAUGUACAGUUGUGCUCAAAGUUAGUGAACCCCUUCAUGACAUGCACUCCUUCACGCCCAGUGUUGAAUGUUGACAACACAACAAUGCUUGGCGAGCCAAGAGAAACAAACUUUCCUGAAUGUAAUAUUUCAUCACCUGAUCUUUACAAUUACUAAUCUAAAACAUGGCAAAAAUUUAAAUGUUCAUUUUCUUGUGGGGUUCACUAAUUUUUUUUUAGCACCAAUAUAUAUGCAUACAUGUAAUUAUGUGAACUAUGAACAAUAAUUUUGGAGGUAACUACAUGUAUAUGGUUGAAAACAGAAUUAUAUUUGUAUAUUUCUUUAAAUAAAACAUUAAUAACAAAAGUUA
Lytechinus pictus (painted urchin) is the source of this 5878-nucleotide messenger RNA. RefSeq names its product alpha-L-fucosidase-like. Bases 179 to 1561 code for a protein of 460 amino acids. The record is from RefSeq and is a predicted model, not a curated record. NCBI's taxonomy places the organism in Eukaryota, Metazoa, Echinodermata, Echinoidea, Temnopleuroida, Toxopneustidae. The transcript has 11 exons. Gene Ontology annotation, biological process: fucose metabolic process; glycoside catabolic process. Gene Ontology annotation, molecular function: alpha-L-fucosidase activity. Gene Ontology annotation, cellular component: lysosome.